Andrographis paniculata is the source of this 547-nucleotide messenger RNA. RefSeq names its product basic blue protein-like. Gene Ontology annotation, molecular function: electron transfer activity. The coding region runs from base 1 to 384 and encodes 127 amino acids. The record is from RefSeq and is a predicted model, not a curated record. Gene Ontology annotation, cellular component: plasma membrane. Lineage: Eukaryota; Viridiplantae; Streptophyta; Magnoliopsida; Lamiales; Acanthaceae. The transcript has 2 exons.
AUGAGUGAGGGAAGAGGCAGUGCACUAGUUUUCGGAUUAGCGGCGGUGAUGGUGGCGGCGAUAGUGGCGGGCCAUUUUCCGGCGGCCGAAGCUGCCACCUACACAGUGGGCGGCGCACGUGGCUGGACAUUCAAUGUUGCCUCCUGGCCUAACGGCAAGCGAUUUAGAGCAGGCGACAUACUGGUGUUCAGUUACAGUCCACUGGCCCACAACGUGGUGCAGGUGGACCGACGUGGCUACAAUGGGUGCGCUGCCCCGAGUGGGGCCCGAAUUCUCCGGACUGGUAAGGAUCAAAUAAAGCUCGCCAAGGGCCAGAAUUUCUUCAUCUGCCUCAUCCCCGGUCACUGUCAAGCUGGAAUGAAGAUUGCUGUCAAUGCUCUCUAAUUAUAUAUAUAUAUAUGUACGUGUAUCCAUCUGAAUUAAUAAAAAGGAAAAAAACACUACCUCUGAAGUAGGUUUUUUUCAGAAAAUAUUUUAUAUUUUGUUAGAUUAUUUUAAAUAGUAAAAUUUUAAAUUGAAAUAGUUGUUUGAUGUAAUAUAAAUAUAU